AUGCUGUGGGCAUCUGUAGCCUCCAACACUGGGGGUGGGAUGGCCAAAAUAGGGCGCUUCAAUGCAAGCACACUGGCAUUGACAGCCAUUGUGGUCAAUGGGGCUGUGAGCAUCCUUGCUGAGCCACCGGUGGACCGAAUCUUGGUUCUGGCCAUGUGGAUGAACUGCAGCUGUGUAAAUGGGCAAUGCAUCACUGAGCAAUUCCAUUUGUUAGGGACCUUUACCACGCUAGAGGUGAAAGUUUGUUAUUACUACCGGAUGUGUUUUGUGUGCACAUUGAAUGUUUGUGUCCACAUUGGUGCACCUCUCCUCUCACCAUCUCAAGUGGGAUCAUGGGGGCUUGGUGAAGGUGGAGCAUGGACCACAUUGGUGCACCUCUCCUCCCUUCACCUUAAGUGGGAUCAUGGGGACUUGGUGAAGGUGGAGCAUGGACCACAUUGGUGCACCUCUCCUCCCUCCACCUUAAGUGGGAUCAUGGGGGCUUGGUGA
Messenger RNA from Suillus fuscotomentosus, 489 nucleotides. RefSeq lists its product as uncharacterized. Bases 1 to 489 code for a protein of 162 amino acids. The record is from RefSeq and is a predicted model, not a curated record. The transcript is spliced from 5 exons. NCBI's taxonomy places the organism in Eukaryota, Fungi, Basidiomycota, Agaricomycetes, Boletales, Suillaceae.